Molecule: messenger RNA, 408 nt
Organism: Cynara cardunculus var. scolymus (artichoke)
Lineage: Eukaryota; Viridiplantae; Streptophyta; Magnoliopsida; Asterales; Asteraceae
Product: 40S ribosomal protein S30
Exons: 3
Coding region: 67-255 (62 amino acids)
Biological process (GO): translation
Cellular component (GO): ribosome; cytosolic small ribosomal subunit
Molecular function (GO): structural constituent of ribosome
Source: RefSeq, a predicted model, not a curated record
CUGCUCUGUUUUCAAUCCAACCAAUCGAAGCGAAAUCCGAAAUCAGCAAAGGACGUCAAGUUCGAAAUGGGAAAGGUUCACGGAUCUUUGGCUCGUGCCGGUAAAGUGAGAGGCCAAACUCCUAAGGUAGCCAAGCAAGACAAGAAGAAGCAGCCUCGCGGUCGUGCUCACAAGCGUAUUCAGUACAACCGCCGUUUUGUCACCGCCGUUGUUGGUUUUGGAAAGAAGAGGGGACCAAACUCAUCAGAGAAGUAAGCUGAGGAAAUGUGUAAUUUUGUAAGCUUAGUUUUAAUGGAAUUGAUUUUAGGUUUCCAUCAUGUUAUUUAGACAAUGUUCAUUAUGCCCAUAACACCUUUUCUACUAUAAUCUGAAAUUCCUUUCAAGGGUAUUUUUAAGUUUGAUAUUUGA